Molecule: messenger RNA, 1356 nt
Organism: Exophiala bonariae
Lineage: Eukaryota; Fungi; Ascomycota; Eurotiomycetes; Chaetothyriales; Herpotrichiellaceae
Exons: 1
Coding region: 1-1356 (451 amino acids)
Molecular function (GO): acyltransferase activity, transferring groups other than amino-acyl groups
Source: RefSeq, a predicted model, not a curated record
AUGGCCUCAAGGUUGCGACAGCCGGGCAUUUUUGGUCAACUAUGCUGGGACACCUAUACCUUGAUCCUUCUCGGGUUUCCAGAGCGCCCAGGGUCCAGUCGUGAUCAGGUUCUGGCCACGCUUGAUACAGCUGCACUACGUGUACUUUCAGCGUACCCCUCUCUUGCUGGUCAAGUGGUCAAUCGAGGCCGGACGUCCACCAGCUCCGGCAAGUAUGAGAUUGUGCCGUACCCACCUCAUGAGAACAAGUCUCCUGUGCGACGGAAGGACUGCACUGAGGUUUGCCCUUCUUACGGAGAAAUCGUCAAGACUGAUGCUCCUUUCUUCAUGCUGGAUGGCGACGUCCUAUGCCCUAUGAAGGGUAUGGGAUACGCGUAUGGUCCAGAAACCGAGUUUCCAGUCUUCAUCGUCCAGGCGAAUUUUGUCAAGGGUGGACUGCUGCUCUGCUUUGCCUGCAUGCAUAACGCUCUGGACAUGAACGGACAAGGCACCGUCUUGAAGACGUUUGCUGCUGCUGGCCGUGGAGACGAACUCGAUCCUACCUUACUAGCCGUCGAAAACCUCGAUGCAGAUAGCAUUGUACCACUUCUUAAGCCUGGAGAACCCUCUGCGUCUCACGAUGUUAUGCGCCGACCAUCGAUGCUCACAACCUCCCAAAUUCCUGGUGGCCCACCCAGGACGUUACCAUGGAAUUACUGGCGAUUUACGAGCGACAGUUUAGUCCGGCUCAAACAGACGGCAUCUUCUGGAAGUGACUGGGUCUCGACCAAUGAUGCCUUAACAGCAUUUCUGAUUCAACGCCUCACAGCAGUGCGUGUUGCAGCUGGAAGAGUUGCGGUAGACGAGGAAGUUCACCUACAGCGCGCAGUGGACUCGCGAUCCGUCUUGAACCCCCGUGUACCUGAUGGCUAUCUAGGCCACCUUGUCUCCCUUGCCGACACGAAAUGGUCAACAGCUCAGCAGAUCUGCGACUCAUCUUUAGCCGAUCUAGCGUUCAAGGUUAGAAUGUCGUUGCGUGAAGUGGAUGAUCACUUCGUGCGCAGCUUAGCCACGAUGAUCAAGAACACCGAGGACAAAACGACCAUUUUCUAUGGUGCGCAGGCCAAGCCAGGUCGGGAUUUUAUAUGUUCUUCGUGGGCCCAGCUGCACUGGUUGUCAAAAUGCGAUUUCGGCCCAGGAUUAGGGACGGUUGAUUUCGUAAGGCGGGCUCGUCUGCCUGGUGUGCCUGACCUCACAUACAUCAUGCCCAAAAACAACAAGGGAGAUAUGCAUGUAGCAGCCUGCAUGUUUGCCGAAGAUUUCGUUGAUCUGGUAAACGAUAAGCAGUGGAAGGAAUUCGCGGAGCUAGUUGGGUAG